AUGCCUGGGUGUUCUCUGGGCUUCCUGCACCUGUGGUUUGGUGUGAACAUUCAUCUGGGGGGAAUCUCAGUCAUUGUUUCAAGUGUUACUUCUGCUCCUUCCUCUCUUCUCUUUCUGGUCAUCCCAUGAUGUGUGCGUCACACCUUUGGUAGUCAUCUCAUAGUUCUCGGAUAUUCUGUUCUGAUUGUUCAGUCUUCUUUUUCUUUCUGAUUGCUUUUGAGUUUGGGAGGUUUCUAUCCAUGUAUCCUCAAGCUCAGACCUCUUUCCUCAGCCACAUCCAAUCUACUAAUAAGUCCCUCAAAGACAGUCCUUGCUUCUGUGACAGUUUUCGACACCUAGCAUUUUUGUUAGUUUUCUUAGGACUUCCACACCCUCUGCUUACACUGCCGUCUUUGCAUGGUCUGCUUCAUCCAUCCAAGAUCCCUUAGCAUCUUCAUCAUAGUUUGAUUUUCCGUGGGACCAAACAGCUCUGUCGUGUCUGCCUCUGAUGCUGCGCUGUCCUUCAAACUGUUUCUUGCUGUUUGGUAAGCCUUAAGAUUUUCCUUGGUAGCUGGACACGAAGUUCCACAUAAAUGGAACUGCUGUACAUGGGCCCUUGGUGAUACGGCAGGAGGCAUGGGGAGGGGGAAGCCGUCAUACACUGUGAGUAGAUCUCGGUCUUUUAGUGAGCCUGUGCCUCCACACUGAAUUUUACAAGUGUUUCUCCAUUCUCUGCCCCCACUCCCCGGCCCCUGCUGGGUGGGACAGGAUGGCAGGGGAGGCCAGAGUUGGGUAUGUGCCUUCUGCAGGUUAGGCUCUGGUUCAUGAGUUUCCCUUGAGCACAGACCUCCUUACAGAAGGCAGUACUCUGAUGCAUUUCAAAGGGUUUUGGGGUUUGCUUUUUGCCCUCCCCAUGCUGGAAGCCGGAAUGGAUUUUCCUCUGAUGUUUACUGGGAGAGGCUGGUCGAGCUUCUGGAGGCAGAAUUCACAAAACUAGGGGAGUUUCUAACUCAGACUCCUAUACCCGGGGCCUCCAGCAAUUCCUCGAUUGUAGCACAGGAUUUCCCACCCAGGCCUUGUUGCCUGGGGCGGGAGGGGGUUCUGCUCCAGGAGACCUUGACUCCCUCUAUGCUCCUGUCCAUCUCUCCAGUCCCCAAGGCAGCAGUGUCUCCAUGUCCUCACCUUUCUUAUACACGCAAGAAUUUUCAGUCAACUCAGUUUUACUAGAACGCACAAGCUCCUUAUAUAAGGAACCCCAAGCUGAGUCCACCACUGUUUUCUUUUUAGGUUAUUUUGUAUCCAGUAACUGAUGAAUUAGGUGUCUUCAAAUGUGGACAACUGCAUUAAAAUUAGAUAAUCUUAUGAGCUCAACAGUAUGUUUGCAUUUUCCAUGUCAUUAAGUUAAUACAUUCUUAUGAUGGGUUCAGUGACCAUGAAUUCUAAGGGUGGGGGGAGUACAGUGCUUUCUUGUCUUUGUCCCCGUCACACGUUCAUAGACUCGGCACCUUAACACACACUGUGGAGCAACCAUAUUAUUGGCCAAGACACGUGGUUCCUAAUUUCAUGGAGCUUACCUUCUGGUGGAGAAUCAGAAUAUAAAAGUUGAAAUAAAAACAAAAUAAUAAUGGGGAAAGAUAUUAUUGGUGUCAAGUGUAUCUUUUCCAGGGAAAGCCAUUUCUUUGGAGCAUGAGUGUCUCCCUGCUCUCGGGAGAGUGAGAAUCCUUUGCCGUCAUGGUUAAGCAUGAAGACUGCUGAUGUCCUCACCCGCAUAGCCUUUUUGCUCCAGGCCACACAGAAGCCAUGUCUUUUCAGAACAAUGUCCUAAGAACCACGGGAGAGGUGUCUCUGAAAACCAUCUUCUUUUUGCAGAUGGGGUUGGGGCUCUGGCCAAUCACAUUCUCCUCAUCCAUAAUACCUCUCUACUCUUUCUUGGACAUAAGCUGAGGCCCAAACACAUGACUCUCAUCCACAUGGUGGUGGCCAACUCCUUGGCUUUUCUUUUCACAGGGAUUCCCCACAUGAUGGGAGCUUUUGUUUUGAGGAAACCCCUGUCCAGUUUUGGGUGUAAAUUUGUCUAUUAUGUACACAGGGUGGCUUGCAGCACCACCCUGUGCUCCACCUGUGUCCUGAGCACCUAUCAGUUCUUCACACUCAUCCCCAGGAGAAUGGAGUGGACGAUGUUCCGAGGAGGAGCCCCCAAGGUCAUUGGUCCUUCCUGUUGCAUCUGCUGGAUGUUCAGUUUCUUCAUGCACAUCUAUAUUCCCACGAAAAUCACUGGUCCACAGGACACAGGAAAUGAUACCGACACCCAAGGGCGGUGGUUCUGUUCAGCCUCAAGUCCCAAUGCAAGCAUUGUCAUCUUGUGGUCCAUCUUGGAUGCCAGGUUCAUUGGCCUCAUGGUCUGGUCCAGUGGCUCCAUGGUGCUUCUCCUACACAGACACCGCCAGAGACUGCAACAUAUUCACCCCCCCAAUGGCUCCCACAGGUGAUCCCCGGAGACCAGAGCCACCCACACCAUCCUGAUGCUGGUGGUCCCCUUCGUCACCUUCUACAUGCUGAAUUCCAUUUUUGCUUUACACAUCACUGCCUUUUUAGAUUCCCAUCUAUGGUUGAUGCAGACCACUCACGUUUUAGCUUCAUGUUUUCCCACUAUUAGCCCCUUAUUGCUGACCUUUAGGGAUCCUAGAACUCCUGGCUUCUGCUCAAGUUGUUGUAAUCACAGUUGAACAGGUAAAUACAUAGAAGUCAGCUUCUAUACCAUCCAUGAUUACUAUAUUUAGUAAUCACCUACCAGUUACCCAUCUUUAUGAACUUUUUUGUUA
This is a messenger RNA of Rhinolophus ferrumequinum (greater horseshoe bat), 2801 nucleotides long. Its product is annotated as vomeronasal type-1 receptor 3-like. Gene Ontology annotation, molecular function: pheromone receptor activity. Gene Ontology annotation, biological process: G protein-coupled receptor signaling pathway. NCBI's taxonomy places the organism in Eukaryota, Metazoa, Chordata, Mammalia, Chiroptera, Rhinolophidae. Gene Ontology annotation, cellular component: membrane. The record is from RefSeq and is a predicted model, not a curated record. The transcript has a single exon.